CGUGCAUAAUAAUGUUAUUCAAGAAGUUUUUAUGUACCUCAUCAUGUAAAAUGACUAGACUUUCGUCUUCAAUCGUUCAUCCUUCAAGUCCUUCGAUAUCGCCAAAGUUAAAGGAGAAGAAAAUAAAAAUAAAAAACUUCGAAAUUAAUUACUUGAAAGUUGGUCACGGACCUCACCAAGUGUUUUGUGUGCCGGGUAUGAUGGGUACGAUAUGGAGCAACUUUAAAAAACAAAUAGAAGGAUUUGACCUCAACAAGUUCAGCUUACUGAUCUGGGAUGCUCCAGGCUAUGGAAAAAGCAUCGCCCUAGAUAACAAUGAAACUUUAGACGAAUGUUCUAGAGACGCAAAUAUUGCUUAUGAAUUUAUGAAGGCAUUACAAAUUCCAAAAUAUUCUGUUUUGGGAUGGAGUUAUGGAGGUUGCACUAGUCUUCUGCUAGCCAGCCGUCACCCACAAAUGGUCGAAAAAGUUGUUGUAUGGGCAUGUAGCACCUUUAUAAAGCCUCAUGAGUUAAAAUAUUAUUACACUUUGCGAGAUUUAAAUACUUGGUCACCACGAACGAAAGAAGCGAUGAUUAAAUUGUACGGUGAAGAUAAUUUUAGAAAAAAAAUUGAACAUAUAAUUGCGGUAAGGGAAGCGAUUUCUAAAGGAUAUUGUAGCUCAGUGAAGAAAAUAAAAUGUCCUACAUUAAUACUUCAUGGUGGGAAAGACCCGAUAGUGGAUAGUUCGCAUCUGAAUUACAUGCAAAAUCUUAUUAAGAAUUCUAGAACUUAUUUAUAUCCAGACGGCGAACAUCACAUUCACAGCCAAUUUGCCGAUGAUUUCAAUAAAAGAGUACAAGAAUUCUUACUGGAGCCGAAUACAUAAUAGCGUAUAUAGCUAGUUAUAUAUCACCACUCGAGUUAUUUAUUGUUAUAAUUUUCUCAUCAUCGGUUCGGGUCAUAUUUUUAAUGAAAUGGUGGUGGUUUUUAAUGAAGUGAAAAAUCGAAAAAUGUGCUCUAUUCUGAUUGGAAGUUUUUUGAAAUCAUAAAUACAUUAAAAAUAUAUUAAUUCAUUGAUAUAAGUAAAAUAUACAUAUAAUAAAA
Messenger RNA from Nymphalis io (European peacock), 1084 nucleotides. Its product is annotated as valacyclovir hydrolase-like. The transcript is spliced from 5 exons. Lineage: Eukaryota; Metazoa; Arthropoda; Insecta; Lepidoptera; Nymphalidae. Bases 12 to 866 code for a protein of 284 amino acids. The record is from RefSeq and is a predicted model, not a curated record.